Messenger RNA from Parnassius apollo (apollo), 942 nucleotides. NCBI's taxonomy places the organism in Eukaryota, Metazoa, Arthropoda, Insecta, Lepidoptera, Papilionidae. The record is from the annotation of a GenBank genome assembly.
AUGGUAGUAGUAUAUUACAAGAUAUUUAAUGCAGCUAGAAAGAUUGUUAAAGAUGAAAAACGUGCGCAGUCUCAUUUGGAAACACAUUGUUAUUUGGAAAUUAAUGUCAAAAAUGGUGGAGCAACAGAAGCAAAGCUUUUAGGCAGUCAAGACCCAGCUCCUCCUACGAGAGGUUCAACAGCUAGUACAAAUACCAUGUGCAGUGAAAAUAAAACGGAAAGCACAAUCGGCAGAUGUUUUAGUGAACAACGGAAAUCGAAUGAAUCACAGUGCCCGAUGCUACAAAACACAAGAACUCCAACAAAACCUAUUCACACCAUUAACCAACCUUCAUCAAAAGUAGAACAAAUGCGAGAUAAUAUGCACCUAAGUAAAGAAAACAGGCAAAGGGAAUCAGGAAGUAAUCACAAGUUGACGUCCAGCAGGAUUAGUUCAUCUUUGUCAAACUUUGCAAACAAAAGCCAUUUAGCUAAGGAUUUACUUCACCAGUCACAUUCACCGCAUCAGAAAAAGUUAAGGUUUCAACUAGCAAAGGAACGUAAAGCUUCAACCACACUAGGAAUAAUAAUGUCAGCAUUUAUAAUUUGCUGGUUGCCAUUCUUCGUAUUAGCUCUAAUAAGACCAUUUGUUAACGAAGAUACAAUACCGGAUGCUGUUAGUGCUUUAUUUCUUUGGUUGGGCUAUGUGAAUAGUUUACUUAAUCCAAUUAUUUAUGCGACAUUAAAUAGAGAUUUUAGAAAACCUUUUCAAGAAAUUUUGUUCUUUAGGUGUUCAAAUUUGAACCAUAUGAUGCGAGAAGAAUUUUACCAUAGUCAGUAUGGAGAUCCCGAUCAACACUACUGUGUAAAUAAUACGUCUAAAUUACAGAAUUACGAUGAAGGUGUAGAAAUAGUUUCAACUGUAGAUAGAGACGAGAUACGAGCUUCUGAGAGUUUUCUAUGA